CACGGUAGCUUCUGUAAGAAGACAGUGCAGUGUGACUUUGACGUUAGAAAGGGAGGAGGGGGAGUCAGUGUCUCCAUCAACGCAUGGCGGAUACAGUAGUCAGCUGUAACCGAAGCAGGGAGGUGCUGAAUCUAGUUCUGCUGGAUGACUCACUCUGUCAACCCAAGGCGCACGCAUUCACUCUUUUGUGCACACGCUUAUACACACACAAACGCGCAGGCACGUUUGGCAGUUGGAGGGGGAGGGGGGAGUGGGCACGCGCUGCCGAGUUGUUCCUAAUCAAAGCACAUCAAGGCCGUUCAUUCUCCACUGGAGGGCGAGUGGUACAAGAGCACCGGGACGCUCCGGCAGCAGGGAGACGGGAGACACACAGGCAGAGACAAAGACGGGCAGUCACAGAGACAGUAAAUCCCGACCCGGAUUCUGCAAAGCAUCAUUUCUUUCCGCCGUCGGAUUAAACCCGUCCCCAUCUCCAGCGCCGAAAUCACGCCAAGACAUGAACUUCUCCCCCUGAAUGUUAUUGAUGCUGAACUGAGUGGUCCAGUGCUGUCCUCCAGUGUUCCCCUCCCCUCAGUCUUCUGUCCCUUUUGUUUGUUACCUGGUUUGAGCAGCCAUGACAAAGUCCUACGAGUUCAACUGGCAGAAGCACCUGCCUGGGUUCAUGCAGGAAGGCGCUUCCUUUGACAGGUUUGAUGAGGACCCGUAUAUGUUUGAGCCCAACUGUCAAAUGAGGGUGGAUGAGUAUGGCUUCUUCAUCACCUGGAAGAGUGAGGGAAAGGAGGGUCAGGUGCUCGAGUGCUCCCUCAUCAACAGUAUUCGUGUCGGUGCCGUCCCAAAGGACCCUAAGAUCUUGUCAUCAUUCGAGGCCAUCGGAAAGACGGAGGCAGACUUAGAGGGCUGCAUCAUCUGCAUCUGCAGCGGAACAGACCUGGUCAAUCUGAACUUCAUGUUCAUGGUAGCCGACAGCCCAGACACAGCCAGGAAGUGGAUCGAGGGUUUGAGGUCAGUGAUUCACAACUUUAAGGCCAACAACGUCUGUCCAAUGACCUGCCUCAAGAAACACUGGAUGAGAAUGUGCUUCCUGACCAAUGUGAAUGGGAAGAUCCCUGUGAGAGGCAUUACACGAACAUUUGCAUCAGGGAAGACAGAGAAGGGGAUCUUUCAGGCUCUGAAGGAUUUGGGCCUACCUAGUGGAAAGAAUGAUGAGAUUGAACCAUCAGAUUUCACCUUUGACAUUUUCUACGCACUUACACAAAAGAUCUGCCCUCGCACAGACAUAGAGGAACUCUUCAAGAAAAUCAAUGGGAACAAAACUGAUUAUUUAACUGUAGACCAGUUAGUCAGCUUUCUGAAUGAAAACCAACGUGACCCAAGGUUAAAUGAGAUUCUGUUCCCAUUCUAUGACCCCAAGAGAGCCAUGCAGAUCAUCGAGAAAUAUGAGAGGGAUGAGGAGUUGAAGAAGAAAGGUCACAUGUCCAGCGACGGGUUCUGCCGGUACCUGAUGUCAGAUGAAAAUGCUCCAGUUUUCUUGGACCGACUGGAGCUGUACCAGGACAUGGACCAGUCACUAGCCCACUACUUCAUCAGCUCAUCCCACAACACUUACCUCACAGGCCGACAGUUUGGAGGGAAGUCCUCAGUAGAGAUGUACCGCCAGGUCCUGUUGUCUGGAUGCAGAUGUGUGGAGCUGGACUGCUGGGAUGGCAAAGGAGAGGACCAGGAGCCAAUAAUCACUCAUGGUAAAGCCAUGUGCACAGACAUCCUGUUCAAGGAUGUUAUCCAAGCAAUCAAGGAGACGGCAUUUGUCACUUCAGAAUACCCUGUGAUAUUGUCCUUCGAAAACCAUUGCAGUAAACCACAGCAGUACAAGAUGGCCAAAUAUUGUGAUGAGACCUUUGGUGACCUCCUCCUCAAACAGCCUCUGGAGAACUAUCCAAUUGAACCUGGGCGCCCCUUACCCUCUCCAAAUGACCUCAAACGUAAAAUCCUCAUCAAAAACAAACGCUUGAAACCUGAAGUGGAACAGAAGCAGCUAGAGGCCUUUAAGAAGCACAUGGAGGCAGGAGAGACCAACACCCCUGCCAUCAUUAUGGGAGAAGAGGACGACACAGAGAAUGGAGACAAAGAGGCUGAGGACAAGGAUUUGAAUUCAGAAGCCCCCAGUCUGUCAGAGGCGACCAGUCAAAAAGAGGCCAACAGUGUGUCCCAGAGUAACGCUGUCAGCUCGAGGAAGGAGGAAGAUUGCAGCAACAAUAUCAAGAAGGUACCUGAUGAUGAAGUGACAGAAAUUUCCGAAGCAACAGACGCCACAGAUAUCUCGGAGGCAUCAGACCAAGACAAUAACAAGAAGGCUGUGGAUGUAGCUGAAGACUCUGAAGAAGCUCUGAUAGCUCAGUAUACCUAUGAAGGAGCCACCACUAACAUCCACCCGUAUCUCUCAGCCAUGGUCAACUAUGCACAGCCUAUCAAGUUCCAGAGCUUUGAUGUGGCAGAGGAGAAGAACAUCCACCAUAACAUGUCGUCUUUUAACGAGUCUGUUGGCCUGGGUUAUCUGAAGACAAAUGCCAUAGAGUUUGUCAACUACAACAAGCGUCAGAUGAGCCGUAUCUACCCCAAAGGGGGCCGGGUGGACUCCAGUAAUUACAUGCCUCAGAUCUUCUGGAAUGCAGGCUGCCAGAUGGUCUCACUCAACUUCCAGACCCCAGACCUGGCCAUGCAAUUGAACCAGGGAAAGUAUGAGUACAACGGCUCCUGCGGGUACUUGCUGAAGCCUGACUUCAUGCGACGGUCAGACAGGAUGUUUGACCCUUUCUCAGAGACACCGGUGGACGGUGUCAUCGCUGCAACCUGCAGCGUACAGGUGUUCUCUGGACAGUUCUUAUCAGAUAAAAAAAUUGGCACAUACGUUGAGGUCGACAUGUACGGGCUGCCAACAGACACCAUCAGAAAGGAGUUUCGCACACGUAUGGUGAUGAACAAUGGACUGAACCCCGCCUACAAUGAGGAGCCCUUUGUCUUCAGAAAGGUGAUCUUACCAGAUCUGGCUGUACUGCGCAUCGCCGUCUACGACGACAACAACAAGCUGAUUGGCCAGCGCAUCCUGCCUCUGGAUGGCCUGCAGGCUGGCUACCGUCACAUCUCUCUGAGGAACGAGGGCAACAAGCCCCUGUCGUUGCCAACCAUCUUCUGCCAAAUCAUCCUGAAGACCUACGUGCCCGACGGUUUCGGAGCUAUUGUGGAUGCUCUGUCAGAUCCAAAGAAGUUCUUGACCAUAGCAGAGAAGAGAGCUGACCAGAUGAAGGCACUGGGGAUCGAUACGAAUGACAUAGCAGAUGUUCCCAGUGGAAGCUCAAAGAACGACAAGAAGGGAAAGGGUAAAGGAGACACACUGAAGGCCAGUGUGACACCACAGACCAGCUCAGACAUGGCCCAGACCUCCAACGCUGCCCAAAAUAACACAGCAGAAACCAAGAAGGAUCCUGCACUUGUGCCUAAUGUCAGCAUUGAAGAAUUAAAACAAAUGAAGACUUACCUGAAAUUGAUUAAAAAGCAACAGAAGGAGCUCAGCACUUUAAAGAAGAAACAUUCAAAGGAUCAACAUAUAAUGCAGAAAGCCCACUGCACCCAGGUGGACAAGAUGGUGUCUGUGCAUGAAAAAGAGAAAACCGCUCUGGAGAAACUACUAGAGAAAGCCAUCAAGAAACGGGGGGAAAACAGGUGCCAGGAGUUGAGGAAGGAGACAGAAGACAAGAUCCAAACACUAGUUGCUGAGCACAAAGCCAGGAUAAAGGACAUCACAGCACAGCACACUAAAGAGUGGUCGGAGCUGAUCAGUAAUCACAGCAGCGAGGAGCAAGAAAUGAAGGACAACCAUGUCACACAGCAGUGUGAGCACCUCAAGAAACUCCUGGCCUCUGUCCAUGAGCAGCAGACCAUGCAGCUCAAAGUCAUCCAUGAACGGCAAAGUAAAGAUAUGCGUGCAAACCAGGCCAAGGUGUCCAUGGAAAACAGUAAAGCCAUCAGCCAGGACAAGACCAUCAAAAACAAGGCGGAGAGAGAGAGGAGAGUGCGAGAGUUAAACAGCAGCAACACCAAGAAGUUCCUGGAUGAGAGGAAGCGGCUGGCCAUGAAGCAUCAGAAGGAGAUGGAGCAGCUUGCGAAAAACCAGAGAGAACAGCUGGACAAACUGGAAAAGUUCAAUGAGCAGCUUUUGAAAUCACACCAUGCAAACAAACAGGGUCAAGGCCAAAAACAUGCAGCAGAUGGCGAAGCUAGAGGAGGAGAUGGACCGCAGACCUGCCACGGUGGUGUGAGCAGCUGAGACAAAGACACAGAUGUAUACUCUCUCACACACUCACACACACACACAGGUGCAGAAACACUCCACCAUGGAAAGCCCUUGGCAACCCAGAGACGAAAACCCUGCCUACAUCACUCUGUCAUGUUCACACACAGUAGCCCUCCUCACCACUCAUUUUCUGUGCAUUCACCAGUACCUCUGUCCUCUGCACACUUACUCCACCCACUAACUUUACACCACUGAGCCAUUAGUGCUUAUCACUGUUUGACGGGGGGUUUAACCACCCGGAAAGAAACAAUUCCAACACAUCCUCUCGUCCACUGUAUGUAGAUUUAAGUGUUCUAACACAUUCACUGUUCUCUGCAUCCUGUGGACAGUCCAGCCGCAGCUAUUGGUGGAGACAACACACUGACAAACAUGUUCAGUCACAGCUCAGACAACACAGAAAGCCAUGCGCUUUGACUUUUUUUAGCUCAGUACCCAAUUAACCACCCUAGAAACUGUGGAAAAGGAGAGAAGAA
Monopterus albus (swamp eel) is the source of this 4821-nucleotide messenger RNA. It is a transcript of the gene plcb4b, whose product is annotated as phospholipase C, beta 4b. The transcript has 40 exons. NCBI's taxonomy places the organism in Eukaryota, Metazoa, Chordata, Actinopteri, Synbranchiformes, Synbranchidae. The record is from RefSeq and is a predicted model, not a curated record. Gene Ontology annotation, biological process: phosphatidylinositol-mediated signaling; release of sequestered calcium ion into cytosol; phosphatidylinositol metabolic process. The coding region runs from base 614 to 4321 and encodes 1235 amino acids. Gene Ontology annotation, molecular function: calcium ion binding; phosphatidylinositol-4,5-bisphosphate phospholipase C activity.